AUGGUGUACAACGAGAGACGAAACAACAAGAAAACAGUGUCCUAUACCAAACAAGUGGAUGUGGAAAUCGGCACAAACAGGGUUUCACUAUUCAAAGGCAAGAUAUCCCAGGUGAAUGAAAGAAAUGUAAACAUCAGAGAAAUGCCCUUUGAAAAAGAUGGCAUUUUGUUGACGACUGUAGGGCGCCGUUUCGUCAAACUUCAAUCCCCGUCUUGCGGAUUGACCGUGCUUUGGGAUGGCAAGCAUUCUGUGGAAGUGUCUGCCGACAAGGGUAAGUACGGCGGCAAAAUGACUGGAAUCUGUGGGGACUGCAAUGGAAAGAGAGACGACUUCCGCUUGGCCAAUGGAACAAAUGUAUCACAAAUGCCAGCAAAGGAAAAGUACAGGGAAAUCGGAGAUAGUUAUCGCGUGACGGAUGCAAAGAGUCCUAUAUCUGCAUGUGGUCCUACACCGGCAUUUUCAAGUUGCAAUCCGGAACAGACAAAGAGACUCAGUUCCAAUGCAGUAUGUGGAUUGAUGGAGAGUACAUCCGACGAAAAUCCAUUCAAAGCAUGCGUCAAUUGGAUGAAACAGACUAAAGAUGCAGACGGAAACAGUCCAUUUUCUUCUUGUCUUAUUGAUGCUUGCAACAACGACGGAGCUACAUUGAAGACAGUGACCUGCCCCGCCUUAGAGGAAUUCGAAGAAGUAUGUGUAGAGAGUGGUUAUGCCCCACCAGAGGUUAAUAACUGGCGAAACAUCACUUCCUGUCCAUUGACAGAGGUUGAAAAAUGCAGAGAAAAUGAGGAGUACGUAGAAGAUGGAAGUGGAUGUCCCAACACUUGCCUGUCCCCAAAAUCAGAAGAAAGCUGUUCUGAUCCUGAUGUUGCAGGGUGCCAGUGUAAGAAAGGUUUUGUGAGAGAUGGAGAUAUCUGCAUGCCUGUCAGUCAAUGUGGAUGUUUCCUGUUUAAUGAACGCUUUUUGGUGAACGCAAGCACUCUCUCAAAAAAUUGCAAGGAAAGAAUGGUAUGCACACUGAAGGAUGAUGUCCCACAGAUUAUAAAGGAACCAGCAGCUUGUGGUGAUGAUGAAAUGUGUGUCGAUAUCAAAGGAAAGGGAGAGUGUAGAAAAGUCCCUUCUACCACCCUGAGAUCUCCAAUUCCACCGACAAAAGCUUACUCACCACCAACUGGAAUCAAAUGUGGUAAAAAGCACUGUGCAGCAAAUGCAAAAUGUGUUGACAAUAGUGUGUGUGUAUGCGAAGAUGGAUUUUAUGGCAUUGGUGAUAUAAGAUGUUCAAAAAUGUGUACAUGUGGAAGCGGUGGUCCCAACCUAUUUGAAACGUAUGAUGGCAAGAUUCUUCACUUCUCUGGAAAGUGUCAAUAUCAGAUGUCAUCCUACACAGAUCCUCUGGGUUCCUGUUCUUUUUCGGUGGACUUAGUAAACAAACGAAAGGAGGAAACUCAUCUCAUCGUCAAAAUUCUAGGAAUAAACAUCAAGUUGCUCCAAAGCCAACAGAUACAAAUAAAUGGACAGGAUCGUUCCCUUCCUGCUGGUAAUUCCAAGUUUAUAAUCUACAAAGCUGGUUUUGCUAUUAGGCUGUUUGUUCCGAGCUGUGGUUUCUUAGUCAGUUGGGAUGGUGACACCAACAUGUUAAUUUCUGUCCCAGUUGCGUAUUCUACUGGACUUGAUGGUAUCUGUGGCAAUUGUAAUCAAAACAAAAAAGAUGACCCGACCACUGCUGAUGUGUUUUCAAAGUACACAGUGACAGCAUUGUCCAGAUCAACGUGUGAAAAUGCAUUCUCCAUCAAACGUUGCAACAGACGAUCUAACUUGAUGAUGAAGAUGCGAGUUUGUAAAUACCAGGAUCGAGCGAUCAAACGAAAAUGUAAUCAGUCGUCCCAAGAAAGUAAAACGUUAAUGAAGGCCUGUAUUGACAGUGGUUGUGACUCCAUGGCUAGAAGAAAGAAUAAAGUUGCAAUAGAGACUGGAUGUCAGACGUUAGACUUGUUCUCUGGAAUCUGUAGGGCCAAAGGUCAUGAUGUCAAUUGGAGAAUAUUCCCGCUUAACGAUUGCAGACGACCAAGAUGUAAGUCAAGUGCAAACAUGGAGACAAACUUUGGUAAAGGGAUAUCGGGUUGUCCACAGACUUGUGGAUUUGCUUUUGAGGGAAACUGUACUUUGCCCUUGGCUGAAGGCUGCAAGUGCAAAGAAGGCUUUGUUUGGGAUGGAGACAACUGUGUGAGACCUAGCAAAUGUGGCUGCACAACGCCUGAAGGGGAUUAUAUAAGUUUUGGAAAGUCUCUGAUCAGCGAAGACUGUUCACAUGUAUACAAGUGUGUCAGGAAAAACGGAAAAGCAACACUGCGGGAACAGCCUGGACCAUGUGUGAAUAAAAAUUGUAUUGUUGUUAAUGGCGAGCCAAAAUGUACAACGUGUAAGGAAGGGUUUGAAAAGACACCUAACGGAUGCAUUCCAAAGUUUACCACAACAACAGCAAUCCAAACACCUGCUUCUAUGCCACCCCAAGGAGCGCCUCCAGUGGCCUUUUCCCAACCAACUCGUUCUCCUGUCUUAUCGCCUUCAACAGAUUCAAGUACACCGCCAAACACACCGGCGACUUCUACAUCGGCUUUUAUCUCUACAGAAGGAACGACUCCUUUAACUUCAGUGGCUGUGGCUCCACCGACUCAGCCUACCGUUUUAUCGCCAUCUAUAGGAAAAUGUAUUGAUAGUGAGUGUCCUGCAAAUGCUGAGUGUUUAGAAAACAAAUGUACCUGUAAAUCUGGCUUCAUUGACGUUAUGGGGGUUUGUGAAAAAAAAUGUAUCGAUAGUGACUGCCCUACAAAUGCUGAGUGUUCCAACAACAAAUGUACCUGUAAAACCGGCUUCAUUGACGUUAUGGGGGUUUGUGAAAUGAAAUGUGAAGAUAAAAAUUGCCAGUCUAAUGCACUUUGCAAAAAGAACAAGUGUGUCUGUGUGGAUGGAUACCUAGACAAAGGUGGAAUUUGUGAAGUUAAAUGUGUGAAUAGUGCAUGUCCCUCAAAUUCAGCAUGUGUAGACAACAAAUGCAAAUGUCAUUCCGGAUAUGUAAAAAUCAAUGGCGAAUGUGAAGUGAAAUGUGUGGACAGUGAUUGUAAAGCUAAUGCAGUUUGUCGUCACAAUAAGUGUACCUGUAAGGUGGGCUUCAUUGAAAGGAGUGGUAGCUGUGAAGAACUUUGCCACUCCUUUAACUGUCCACGAUUUGCUUCAUGCGUCGACAACAGAUGCACGUGUAACAGAGGAUACGUAAUGAUCGGGAACAAAUGUGAAGUAAAAUGCGUUGCUUCGAAAUGCGCGCGAUAUGCCGAGUGUCGAUCCAAUAAAUGCCAAUGUAAGAGAGGUUAUAUUGGAGAUGGUGCUACGAAGUGUCAAGAAAGCUGUGGAGGAAGAGUUUGUGGAAAGAAUGCUCGAUGUUCACGAUAUGGACGAAGAAAGAAGUGUAAAUGUGUUAGUGGCCUCUAUGGCGACGGUUUCACUUGUACAGAUACCUGUGGGGGGAAGAAAUGCCAUAUGUAUGCAAAAUGUAAACAUAACAAAUGCGUCUGUUCUAGGGGUACUUACGGAUCAGGCGAAACUUGCAAGAGACUGUGUGGGUGGAGGCGAGUUCGAUGUGGUGACAAUGCCAGCUGCUAUAGAGGAAAGUGUAAAUGUGAUGGAGGAUUCGAAGGGGACGGUAUGGUCUGCAAAAAACUUUGCACAUGUGCAAUAACGAGUGACAUGUGGUAUAAUCUAUACGAUGGGAACUUUGUGAGGUUUGCUGGAACUUGUAAAUACACUUUGUCUCAAUACAGUAAUACCAGUUCACCUUGUCAAUACAAGACGGAGAUAAAAUACAAAAAGACAGACUCUCAGAGAAGGGGAACGACAUUAGAGUACAUCGAAAUCUCUGCGGCAGGAAGGAAGAUACACAUGGGUAGAAAUUUAGAAGUCAUGGUGGACGACCUUCAGAUUUACCUACCUUACACAUCCGCAGCCGUAACAAUCCACUACAGCGGAAUAGGUGUGGUCGUCCUCUUUAAUGGCUGUAGUAUUCGAUUGUUCUGGAAUGGCAGAGGAAUGGUGGCACUGUCUGUUCCGUUAGACUUCGGUGGUUCUUUGACUGGAAUCUGUGGAAACUGUAACAAAAAGAGAGACGAUUUGAGAACUAAGGGUGGUGAAGAUGUGUCGAGUUAUGGACAGAAGGCUGGGUCAUAUAUUGGAAACAGCUAUUUAGUGAAAGAAAUGGAUAAUAACCAAACGUAA
Messenger RNA from Saccostrea cuccullata (small rock oyster), 4263 nucleotides. Its product is annotated as zonadhesin-like. Lineage: Eukaryota; Metazoa; Mollusca; Bivalvia; Ostreida; Ostreidae. The transcript is spliced from 28 exons. Bases 1 to 4263 code for a protein of 1420 amino acids. The record is from RefSeq and is a predicted model, not a curated record. Gene Ontology annotation, cellular component: extracellular matrix.